This is a messenger RNA of Penaeus vannamei (Pacific white shrimp), 1929 nucleotides long. NCBI's taxonomy places the organism in Eukaryota, Metazoa, Arthropoda, Malacostraca, Decapoda, Penaeidae. The record is from RefSeq and is a predicted model, not a curated record.
AUGCGGGAGUGUCCGUGCAAGAAGGUCACAGAGCCGGCAGAGAACACCGGGGACCUCGAUCUGGAGAUUGGGGCGGGGGGCGUAUAUUUUGUAAUGUGGAGAAAGGAGGCAGUGGCUGGUCAUAGCUUGAGUGGCAACGUACAUCAAGAGGUGAAGGUGGAAGAAAGAUACAAGAAGGAAUUUGAAAGGGAAGAAAGGCAGAAAGAGCGAGAGAUACAAAGGCUAGAACUUGAAGCAAUUGAAGCAGAAAAGGAAAGGGAGAGACAAACUGUAGAGGCAGAAAAGCAAAGGGCUCAUGAAUUAUCUCUAGCUAACCUUAAAAAGAGAUUUAGGGAGAGUAGAGUAAAAGACAUUAUGACGUAUGUGCAACUUUUACCGAGAAUGAGGCAAUGCUUAGAUCACUGGUUAGUUGACCUUAGUGAUGUACCAAAGGAGUAUGACAGUUUGUGUGAAUUCCUUGUUAAAGACCAGUUGCUAAGUAAUUGUCCCAAUGAUCUAAGAAUCUUCCUAAAAGAACGCUCUUUUGAUAGCAGUGUGGAUAUGGCUCAGGCUGCUGACAGGUACAGAUCUGCUCAUAGGAGUACGAGAGUCCGUAAUACCUUUCAGGCCAAAGUUAAUGUUGAGGACUUCCAAAGUAAAUCUAAUGUCAAAUGUCACAACUGCCAGAAACCAGGGCAUAUCCGACCUAAUUGCCCAGAGCUUAAGGCUACUCCUAAACAUAGGUUGCCCUCUAAAAUUACUAAUGUCUUUGAAUCUAAUGUUGCCCCCGAAACUACCAUUACAGAUGUUGGUACAGUCUUCAAUAAGCCUGCUAAAGUUCUCUUUGAUACUGGUUGUUCUAUCAUUAUUGUGAAAGAUUCACUCAUUCCUCCAAACAUUAAAAGAGGUAAAUAUGUUAAAUUGUAUGACUAUCUUGGCUUUGACAAAAGUUUCCCAGAGGUUCGCUGUUUCAUCAAAAGUAAAUUUAUCAAUGGGUGGGUUAGAGCAGUAGCAGCCCCAAUCAAAUUUACUGAUGUAUUGAUUGGAAUGGUUCAGGGUGUCAAGCUACCAUCUCCUACUAAGCAACCGGGUGAGAAAUGUCGUACUUUUAAUAACGGAAUGAGCAAUGUACUGGGUGUUCAGACAAGGGCACAAGCACCUAAUCCACUUGUUGUCCCUGAGAUUUCUGUGGAUAAUCUCUCAAGGUCUGAUUUGAUUGAAGCUCAAACAAACUGCCCUAGUCUUGACAAAAUUAGGAGGAGAGUGUUCCCAGUAAUCUACACAAUACCGUCAACAGCUCAUGAUUCUACUUUAUCAGGUCACUUCUCACACAGAAAAACAGCAGAAAAGGUAUUCCAUAUUUUUUUCUGGCCAGGUGCAGGUGCUGAUAUAAAGCGGUAUUGCCGAUCAUGUCAUGUUUGCCAGAAGUCAUCCCCUAAGGGGGUUCCACUAAAGAACAUUGAUACUGUAACAGUUGCAGAAUCUCUAGUAGAGAUUUUUUCAUGGGUUGGCAUUCCAAAAGAGAUUCUUAGUGACAGAGGGACCCAAUUCAAAUCAGAUUUGAUGAGCGAGAUCAAUCGUCUAUUAUCCAUCAAAGCCAUUUACACUAGUCCUUAUCACGCAUGUUGUAAUGCCACAGUCGAAAGAUUUCAUUCAGUCUUGAAGGCAAUGCUAAGGAAGCUGUGUCAAGACAAACCAUAUGACAGGGAUAGAUACUUACCUUCAACAAAAGAUGAACUUGAAGUAAAGAAUACCUAUCAAUAUGUCCUAGAUUUAAGAACUAGAUUAGAAGAUUCUGCUAAACUAGCUUCAGCUAAUGCUGCCAUCAACAGUAGAUUAUAUAAAAUUUUUGGUCUUGCUUCCUUCUUCACACAACAAACUUCAAAUGCAGUGGAAGGGCCCUUAUUCUGUGCUAAAGAGACACGACAAUGGAGUAGACUAUUUGAUUAA